Mercenaria mercenaria is the source of this 528-nucleotide messenger RNA. RefSeq lists its product as uncharacterized. The coding region runs from base 1 to 528 and encodes 175 amino acids. NCBI's taxonomy places the organism in Eukaryota, Metazoa, Mollusca, Bivalvia, Venerida, Veneridae. The record is from RefSeq and is a predicted model, not a curated record. The transcript has a single exon.
AUGAAGAUCCCAAUACGACGCGCUGUAGUGAAAACAUUCACGAUCCCCGAUGGACAGAGAUCUAAAAUUGAUGAUCACUUGUUUCUUGGACAACUUCCAAAACGACUCAUCAUUUGUGUAAUGAGAAAUGCAGAUAUGAAUGGAGACCCCGGCACCAACCCGUUUGAUUUCAGACAUUUCCAUUUGUCUAAACUAGAAGUCAGUAUAGACGGGAAAACCAUUCAAAACAAAGCCUUCCAACCAGAUUUUGAAAAUGGAGAAUGUAUGCGAUCCUACAUGUCACUCUUCCAGGCAACAGGAGCUCUUGGACUCAACAGGUCGAUUGGAUUGACUAUGGCAGAAUAUAAAAGUGGCUACACUCUCUGGGGAUUUGAUCUCACCGCAGAUCAAGGUUGCGAGGAAGGUCAACCUCACCCUAUAAAAACGGGGAACCUGAGGAUAGAUUUUCAGUUUGCACAACAACUUCCUAGCGUCGUGAACGUGAUAGUGUACGCAAAAUUCGACAAUCAAAUUGAAAUCAACGGAUAG